GAAAAGAAAUCGCUACGUCUAGCCGUACAAAUGGUUGGCAAUCAGGUGUGGUCAACAGCAAAAUUCGAUGAAACUUCGCAACAGUCGAAAGAAAUGUCGUACCGUUUAGAAGACACGAAAGCCAUGGUUCUGAAUUUAAUUGUUUACGUGAAAGAGAUGCUCGCAAAUAAAAUGGAGGAUUCCAACGGCAUCGAUAUUGGGAGAAUGCCAUCUUCGUGCACGGAUCUGGCGCUGGUUGGACACACGAAAAGCGGAUUGUAUUGCGUCAUGGGAAGUAAAAGCAUCGAAACUGUCUACUGCGAUUUUACCAAGCAAAUGAACGAUUCUGAUUUCCAGAAAUUCUUGGGAUACGUUGACGUCAAAUCAACGCCUACCUUUUUCCACGUGCAGAAAAAUGCUUCCUUCUCUUACGUCGAUGUUCCAAUUCCCUUUGAGAUUGUGAAUGCUAAUUCCGGCAAGGCGAUGAACGUGGCAACUGGGAUAUUUACGGCACCGCGAUCGGGAACGUAUUACUUUUCUUUCGCCGGAUUGGCUCAAUUUCAAUCGUCUUCGAAUUCCGCAGAUUUAGAAAUUCGCCUCUUCUUAAACGACGUCAGGAUCACGUCCAGUUACACCACAAAGGCCAGCUCUUGGUCCAGCACGUCCAAUGAUAAAUUCAAUCAAAUUACGUUGCAAUCGACGUUGAAUCUCAAAGAGGGUGAUGAUGUUUGGUUAGAGAUUUAUUCACAUGGAAUUGGAGUGUCUCUGCACGACGCUGCUGAUUGGCACCACACUCAUUUCACCGGUUUGCUAGUCGAGGAAGACCUUGUCUAGUUAAGCAAAUUGCAUAUUCUUACUGUGUUAAAAAUAUAGAGCAGCAGCACGUCACAAGAUUCACGUGCAAUUCUUUUUUUCGAAUGAUUGUUUGCAUAAACACCCGGUAGAGGCCUCUGUCUCCUUCUUCUUUAAAUAAACGCACAGUCAACGUUGAAUUUCAAGUGAAUAAAGAUGAUUAAGACUACCAGACUAAAGAUUACGUAACAUUUGACGCCAGACUGCUUCACGUUGAAAUAUCCAUUACCUUCGUUUGUGCACAUUUUUCUCUAUUUGGAAACGAAAGGAGCAAGGACAAAGAAUACGCCCCCACUAUUCUUUCAGCUGCAGACAUGAAGAAAAUCACGUAGUCAUUUGAGGACAUCACUGGUUAUCGAGAAUGCGACAAGUUCGGGAUUGUUGAUGAAAGACGUGUUCUUCGUUUUCAAUGAGGAUAUCUGUGCCGGCGAAUGCUGUGCGUUUAUAUAUCACCCCUUGACUUUCAGAUUCAAUAAACAACUCGGUUACGUGCAAAGAUGCAACGAUUCGAAUGAAAACGAGAACUGCUUAUUGAUUUCUUCUUCAUUAGGAGCAUGUUUAGUCGAACCUCUAAACUGAACGCACAACGUCAGUUAUCCGGAAUGUUCUGUCUGUGCUACAUCUGCCUUUCAUAUCUAAUAGAAUUCUUUAAAAAGAUUUGCUAUAUGACAUAGUCAUGUUUUUUUGGAACGAUUUUUUGUUUUUCUUUCGAUGUAGUCUGAACGUAUCGGAUAGGAGAAUGGGACAAGGACUCGUUGACCUUCCGGUUCCGUCAGAUACGAAUGGAAUUUUGUGUAGACAAUAGACAGCAGUUGAGUUAGUGGAUAUGCACUAUAGACUGGAAAAUAUA
Molecule: messenger RNA, 1681 nt
Organism: Daphnia magna
Lineage: Eukaryota; Metazoa; Arthropoda; Branchiopoda; Diplostraca; Daphniidae
Exons: 5
Coding region: 31-813 (260 amino acids)
Molecular function (GO): protein binding
Source: RefSeq, a predicted model, not a curated record